This is a messenger RNA of Linum trigynum, 600 nucleotides long. The record is from the annotation of a GenBank genome assembly. Lineage: Eukaryota; Viridiplantae; Streptophyta; Magnoliopsida; Malpighiales; Linaceae.
AUGCGGGGAUUCUGGCAACAUCGGCUCGACCCACUGCUGAAGGCUAUGAUCAUGAAUGUGACAUCAUUUACUCAUCGAGCAGUCUUUGGUGCACAGAUUAUUGAAGACAUUGUUACCGGGAAAUGCUUCUUCAGAUCAAAAGAAUACCCAUGUGCUCGUAUAUAUCAGUACUCAAAAUUGUGCCUCCUUCUGUUCACCUAUGAGCUUCACCGGCAGCUUAAUUUGGACAACAAGCCUGGUCACGUCUCUUUCCUUGUUGCCCAUCCAGGAAUGGUCAAAACCAACAUCAUGCAGGAAGUUCCUUUUUCCCUUUCGAGCAUUGUGUAUCUGGUGUUCAGAGUACUGGGACUUCUACAGUCACCGGAGAAUGGGAUUAACUCCAUCCUCGAUGCCGCUUUGGCCCCAUCACACGUGUCUGGAGCUUACUUCUUUGGUGGAGAUGGCAGUACUUUGAUGUCUUCCAUGCUUUCUUACGACACCAGACUCGCAGAGAAGCUCUGGAACAUCUCGUGCAAUCUGCUCUUGGACAUAAAACUUGCUUCCCAAGCCACCUCUUCUUCAAGUUAUUGUUGUACAUCACCGGCAGAGGGACAUGCAUAG